UCCGGGGGUCCCGGGGUCCCCGGGGGUCCCAGCCCGGCCGCCGUGUCCCUCGGCCUCAGCGUGGCCGUCGUGUCCAGCCUGGUGAACGGAUCCACCUUCGUCCUGCAGAAGAAGGGAAUCGUCCGGGCCAAGAGACGAGGAACUACCUAUCUGAAGGACGUAGUUUGGUGGUUUGGCACAAUUGCAAUGGCUCUCGGGCAGAUUGGAAAUUUCCUAGCCUACACCGCUGUUCCUACUGUGCUGGUGACCCCCCUGGGUGCCCUAGGAGUUCCGUUUGGGUCCAUAUUAGCAUCUUACCUGCUGAAGGAGAAGCUGAACAUUUUGGGAAAGUUGGGCUGUUUGCUAAGCUGCGCCGGCUCUGUUGUUCUCAUUAUUCACUCACCAAAAUCUGAGAGCGUAACAACCCAGGCUGAGCUGGAAGAGAAACUUAUGAAUCCAGUGUUCGUCGGCUAUCUCUGCAUCGUGCUCCUCAUGCUUCUCCUGCUGAUCUUCUGGAUCGCGCCAGCCCACGGGCCCACCAAUAUCAUGGUGUACAUCAGUAUUUGCUCCUUGCUGGGGAGUUUCACCGUACCCAGCACCAAAGGGAUCGGUCUGGCGGCUCACGACAUCCUGCACAAUAACCCGUCGAGCCAAAGGGCCCUCUGCCUUUGUCUGGUCCUCCUGGCCGUGCUGGGUUGUAGCAUCAUCGUCCAGUUUAGGUACAUCAACAAGGCGCUCGAGUGCUUCGAUUCUUCCGUGUUCGGGGCUAUCUAUUAUGUGGUAUUCACUACGUUAGUCCUCCUGGCUUCCGCCAUCUUGUUCCGGGAGUGGAAUAAUGUCGGCCUGGUAGAUUUCUUGGGCAUGGCCUGCGGGUUCACUACUGUUUCUAUCGGGAUCGUACUCAUUCAGGUCUUCAAAGAGUUCAAUUUCAACCUCGGGGAGGUGAAUAAGCCGAACGUGAAGACGGAUUAAAAUCAGAACGGGGCCUAGGGUGGCUCCGGGAACCGCUGACGGGCUAUGGAAACUUUCCCCUCCGAGUUACCGGUCUCACUCUGACCCGAUGUAAGGGAGACCAGAACGGGUUACCACCUGAAUCACACCGACCGACCUCUUCGGAAUCAUCGCGGGCCUCCGACGGAUUCCCGGUGGGCACGGCCGGGAUUCAGAUCCCUAACCCGGAAGGGCAUUCGCCAACGUCUCAGUGGGCUUCCUCGGCAGAAGGGUGCGGAACCGAAGCAGAUUUGAGAAGCUCGCGCUCCCUGGCCGCAAAACGCUUCCGGGGGCGUGGGCGGGUGCAUCCCUGGAAAACCCAGGCGCUACCCUCCGGCGCGGAGAGUCUUCCGUCCCCGUGGUUCUUAAUCCGAACGUUUCUUUUGAGGGCUAAAGUUGUAUUUUUUUUUUCUUUUUACCGUUUAAAACUCUAAAGUCCCAAAUGUUAGAAAAGCUUUUCUAAAUUUUUUUUAGAAAAAAAAAAAUCACCGGAGGGACUCUUUGGUUAAUCUUAAGAAAGGAUUGCUGUCAUUUAGCAGAAAAUUGCAUUGGGCAUUCUGACUUGGUAUGGCCCACCGAACAAGAACCUCUGAUCCUCCCUGGCUAUUUAUUUCAGAUUGGGAGCGCACAGCUAGUAAUUGAAGCCCUUUGUCCAGGUACAUCCCAAUUUGUUCAGAUUCUCCUGGAGAAUUUUAGUUGAUUCAAGCAUUCCUCCUAGACAGAGGUAGAGAAGCAGUGUGGCUCAGUGGAAAGAGCACGGGCUUUGGAGUCAGAGGUCAUGGGUUUGAA
Tachyglossus aculeatus (Australian echidna) is the source of this 1758-nucleotide messenger RNA. RefSeq names its product NIPA magnesium transporter 1 (gene NIPA1). The record is from RefSeq and is a predicted model, not a curated record. NCBI's taxonomy places the organism in Eukaryota, Metazoa, Chordata, Mammalia, Monotremata, Tachyglossidae. Gene Ontology annotation, cellular component: membrane. Gene Ontology annotation, molecular function: magnesium ion transmembrane transporter activity. The annotation marks the transcript as partial. Gene Ontology annotation, biological process: magnesium ion transport. The transcript is spliced from 5 exons.